AUGAUGAAAAAGAUAACGACUUACAUCAAGGACGGGGGGUUCACCCUAAAUCUUCGGGAUCCUCCGGUCCUUACCCACGAAUCCAAACUUUUCGUAAGAGCAGCCACCGUGUUUUGGAAUUACAAAAACGUUCGCGCGGAUUACAACGACUACAUUUCCGUAGAUGGAAAGAAAGUUAUGAUGGAUGAAGGAUACUGGACGUUUAAGCAGCUACGAAAAAAGAUUGAGGAGAACGGACUGACGUUCAAGGAAUAUCCAGACGGAAAAAUAAAGAUUGACCUCGAUAACAGGACAAAGACGGUGAGACUUCGGAAUCUCACGGGGAUUCUGGGAUACCGAUACACCCCACACAUCAGCGACCGUCCCGUGAAUAUUCACGAUGGUCUGCGAUACAUCACAGUCACCUGUGAUCUAGUAAACCAUGAGCACAACAUCGGACCAGACGAAAAUCGGAGUACCAUCAUCACCUCCCUUCCGAUCGACGGAGCCAAUCCUCUUUUCGGAAUCGUGACCAAGUACAAUGACAUUGAAAGUCAGUUACGGGUGGACGCUGGAAGGUACAAUGAAAUCCGGUUUAAAAUCGGAUCCAACACCGGAGUUGUUCCGGGAGAUGUUUUGUUAGAACUUUACAUCAAAUAAAAGAAUGAGUGAGGAUAUCUUUCGCAACUACUACGGAAAGAAUUACGAGAGAGUGAAGGCGGCAACGCGCAUUGAAAUCCGGAAAAUGAAAGAAAAUUUUAGGAAAAAUUAUCCCAACGCAACCACGUCUAAAUUUGACUUUCAGGUUAACUUUGCAAAGGAUGGAACCGUGGAGUCAAGAGACAUAUUUUUUAAGGUAGACAAUCUUACGAGCUAUGAUAUUACGUCUGAUACAUUCCGUUCAAAUCCCAAGUGGAUUAAAUUCCUGCACUGGGUGGACGGAUGGCGAAGCGUUCUUCCGGACAUGAUUUUUCGUCCGAACAAAGAUUUUAAAAUGGAUGUGCACAGUUUCAUCCCGACUCACACUCCAACAUAGUAACCUCCAUCGUUCGCUUUCAUCUCCAUUUCCACCUUUCAAGAUUUAUGCGUAAUCCCAAACUUCUGGAUCAGUACAUUAGGAAGGCGAUAUAUGGAGCAUCUGAAAAUUCACACCCGUUCAUGAAAGGUGGGAAAAAAGAACGGCCCUUUCCCAUGCAAACCUAGGAACGUGGUACUACGACAAGCCGGCAGAUGUCAGGAAAAGGAUACGACGUCAGAAAUAUCAUCAAACUAAAUACGGAGGCACAUUUAUCGAAUACGAAUACCUAACCGGCAGGUCCCCCUACGACGUUAAAAUUAUUACAAGACCCUUAUUCCUAAAAAAUCCCGAGGAUUAACCAGAGUUGGACAAAAGCUAUUCCAACAGUCCAUCGAGGCUUUCGUGUACUCCAUCCUAGGGGCGCAGGCUAAAACCAGAUGGAGCAUUACGGGACAGGGCGCGAAAAGUUUACAAACGCAGGAAGUCUUCCGGAAGGUGGCGAAGGACACAAUCGUUCAGCACGAUGUCACGGUCACCAUUUCCAACAUGCGGACGGCUAUUUCCAAUACCCACGUUAUUCUAAAUUUUGUAAUCAUGCCGGGUCUAGUUUUUAUUCCCUCGGAUCUGAGGAUUUUGACGAAACCCAUUCCGGGAUUCAGCAAUGUCCUGUGACAAAAAACAAUGAGCAUCUUAUUCGGAUACGAUUAUUUUGACGAAACAAAACCUAUGCUGGAACGUCUGGAAAAUAAAAUAAAUCAGACGGACAAAAACCAAACCAUCACCGGCCGCGGAAGUGGUUCUGAAUAAAAAUGAAAUCACAAAACUUCACAGUAUAGGUGGUCAGUAUGCCUGGUACAGAUUUCCGAAUUCCAUUACCUAUCCACCGAACAGCUAUAAGACGGAUGAUAUUUCCAAAUCCGACGUGGACAAUACGAAAUUUAUAGGAUUUGCCAUGACUGACGGAUCUAACCCAGCUCCAACUAUGGGUGCAACGCUUAGUUUUUCCACUAAUUCUGCCGGAAAUAUUGUUCUCCACAUCAAAAAUGGAAAUGGUCUAAUCCGUGCUACUUUUAUGUAUUUCAUAACUCAGCAUUAUCUCGGAUGCGGAGGUAUAACCAUUCAGGUUAUGAGUUUUUAA
Messenger RNA from Paramuricea clavata, 2135 nucleotides. The record is from the annotation of a GenBank genome assembly. NCBI's taxonomy places the organism in Eukaryota, Metazoa, Cnidaria, Anthozoa, Malacalcyonacea, Plexauridae.